CAGGCUUUUGCAUUUAUUCGAUAUUUCCACGAUCCCUCCGUUUCGGUGCCUUCUGUUUGUUGGUCCUCGCAUCCUGAUAUUUUUGCCUUUUCCCGCCCGCCGACCAGCUGAUCGCCUUUGCGCUUUCUCUGCUUCUUUUUCUUUCUUUCACGCCUUGCCUUCCCUCCCCGACAUCUGCCGAGGACCCUUUCCUUCCAUCCAGUCCCGUCACUAACAAGAACCUGGCAACUCUUCUAGAAGGCGUUACCUUAUUCUUGUUUCCCCAUUCUUCGCCACGGUUCCGGCGGCUACCUCUUGGGCAACUUAGACGUCAUCCACAACGAACAACCUACUCAGACGCAGCCUACCACUUACCCCCCCCAACAAGUAGCCAAGCUACAUACAUAGUGUACUUGCUCUUGCGUUGGCUCCGUCUCAUUGCCGGCCGGCCGCAACGCAGCACGUUGAUAAUCAGGGGCCUUGCCUUGAUACACCCACACAACCACCCAGCACACACCACUCUUCAACCUGCAUCCUUCCAUAGAUCGUUCAUCAUGCCUUUGCAGUCAUAGCCAACCGGUCCUUAGGGGCCCAACCUAAUCCGUUGCUUACGCGGAGCUUUAGGAAGACUUGACCGCAAGUCCUCAACUAUCUAUCUACUGACGACCAUCUUCCCGACCUCACUUACACCCCGCGAAGUCGACAAGACCCAUCCAUUGACGAUUGGCCAUUCCCCUUCGCAACGCUCUCCAGCACGAUAACCACCACACCUUACCGUCAACACUUGCAAACACCUUUGAACCUACUCAACCCGCCUAUCAAAUACUUUGUACCAGUACCAGCACCAGUACUAGUACCCGCCUACCAAAAUGGAGAACCGACGCAUGUCGCGCGAACUCGCGGCAUCACAUGUCCUUGCGUGGACAACGUCCCAGUCCGUCAUGGUGGAGCCGUCAUUAGAGGAAGACUUGGAGACCGAUGCGGAUGAACCCCCGGAUUCGACAUUGCUACCCAUGCCACCACACUUUGAGCGCGCUCCCGUUCGCAGGGGCAGCCCACAUCAAGAGUCCAUGUUGACCAAGGCUCUUCAUAACCCCUUCGACUCUGACCAUGCCGAGUCUGAUUAUCAACCACGUCGACUGGGAAGGAGACGCUCUAUCACCAGCACUUUCAGCCUGGCUUCGACUGCCGACUACACCUGCGAUACCGGAAUCACUACCCCUCCUCGUACUACUUCACCGAGCCCACGUCGCACUGGCAUCACCUUCCGACUCUCGUCCAAAGCCACCGACACGAAGCCCAGCACUGUCUUGGAUGAAGGACUCCAGGUAGCCCCGUUGGCUGCUGCCACGCCGGCGCCAGAGAAGAAGCGAUGCAUCUCUUUCGCUUGCGCGGCCAAGCCCCUAGUUAACGAUCAAACAUUGACGCACGCCCCGCCCACGCCAGCCAAGGAGGAAGUAAAGACUCAGGAAGCGCUCAAGAAACCGACCAUCAAGUUUGUUUGUGCUCCCCAUCCACAGAGAGAUCAGCCUUCGCCAACUCAGCCUAUCCGUCCCGCUACACCGCUCCCAACCUCGGUUACCUCGCCACUCAAGGAAUUGUUUGAAUUGAGCCCCAAAAACCUGUCUCGCAGAAGCUCUGUGGCUACUAUUUCAAAGAAGUAUCUUACUGCCCAGCUCGGAGAUUUGCAGAGCGAGCGUGUCCGGUUCCACGAGUUCGCGAGCGAUGAGCCUCAGGAAGAAGACUGGAUACGCGAGGAUUUGACUUUCAAGCCUAAGCUUACCAUCGACGACACGCUCAAGAAGGAGCUCGCUAUUCGCAAGAUCGGAAAGGAAGCCGAAGAAGAGGCCGAGCUUGAGGAAGCAAUGCAAUCGGGCGAAGCGCGAGAGGAUGAUGAGGAGGAGGCGGGCGGCGAUGAGGACGAGGAAGAUGAUAACGAGGACGAAGACGAGGACAGCAUGGACGACGAUGAGGACGACAACGAAGACGAGGACGAAGACGAAGAUCUCAGCGAUAGUCACUCCGUCUCUGUCUGGGGUGAUGAUGCGUCUGACGGUUACAAGACCGACUCCGAGAUUGGGUUCGGCGAGUCCGACGAUGAGGAUGACGAUGACCUGGUUCUUUGGACUACUGGUGGUCUUGCCGAUCUUUCAUUGUCUGGUGCUACCCCCGUUUUCCGUCGGGGUUCCGUUGACGAGUCCUCUGACUCGUCUGCUGGCUCAGAUGGCAACAACGUCGCUCGCCGUGCUCUCAAGAGGCGCGACACGAUUAGGACUCGUGACUUCCGCCCUGCUACCCCUGAUUUGCCUGACAGCACAGAUUUCGUUUGCGGUACCUUGGAUGAGGACCGUCCCUUGGAGGCGGCUUACUUGGAGCGCAUGGCUGCCCGCAAGCAGAACAAGCUCGUCUUCAUUCCUCAAGACAUUGAUCCCAGCUUUCCCACCUCGGAGCCUGAGGAUGAGGGGGAGGAGUUGUAUAACAAAAGCGCUCACGGACAUGAAGAUAGCGAGGACGACAUGUGGCAGUUGGAAGAUUUACACUCGGAGCGUGGCCGCAUUGGUCGUGCAAAGAAGGCUCAGAACUCGCCUAGGCGCUGUCGCUCGCCUCCGCCCAAAAGGCGUCUUUCUCCCUGCCCCAAGAAGUCUCGCGGCCGUAAUGAUCGCAACCUGUUCGACCGCUCUUCUCCCCGCAGGAUGAGAUCACCUCCGCCUCCUGUUCUUUCCGCAAAGUCUCCCCUUGCUUCUCCUGUUACGGGAGCCGAUGGCGUUGCGUUCAAGUCACUCGCAUUCAGACCGGGCCUGACAUUCACCAAGUCACUGCCCAAGGGUCCUGUCAUGUUCCCUCACAUCAACAAGCAGCAGCCUCGCAGAUCCCGUGCUGGCACCACCACCCAAGACACUCACGUUCGGGGUGCCAUUGACAUUGUCAAGGGUUUGGAGGAGAAGCGCCAGAGGCGCAAAGAAAAGUAUUAUCAAAAGUAUUGCACCCGGGCCCGCAAGGAGAAGGCUCAGCCCAAGAGACCUCCUCCAGGACAAGGUGCCGAGCGCAUGCGCGAAGUUGGUCUAAUAAUGGCUGGCAAGAUCGGCCAGGGCAACUAUGUUCUUUCUUAUUAAACUCACGGCGAGGGCCGUUUAUCAGCAUUCACAUGGCGAAUUAUACCCUGGGUUACAACGGCAACUGGAGAGGCAUUUUUUUGAUGUUUACCACGUUUGGCGGCAGCGGCUUUCUCUCGUCCGGCAUUCGGUAUUUACAUUUUCAUCCCCCGGCUCAUUGAUUACACCUUUUGUACCACCCGUUUCAUUAUAAUUGCAUACUCGAAGUUGCAAGCAAGCAUCGGGUCGGCUUCCUUUGGGCUGUGCCUGGGCGGACAUGUUCUGUAUGUUCUUGUUCUUUUCUUGUUAACGUUUUUGUACAUAUUCUUUUUUUUUCUGCCUGCGCUUGCUCUACUUUUUCCACUUUCUACGUGGCACGCUGCUUUUUACAGAGCGCUCGUGUACACAAUCGGACUCUCUGUAGAGGCGGAGAUACGGAUUUGAUGGCCGGGGGUAGAUAUACCCUGCAGAACCUGUCUUGGAGUUUGAGACCUCUGGAGACGACGGGAGGAUGGGAAGGGGACGAGACGGAUGGCAACGGAUUGGCAAUAAUCCGUAUCAGCGAUUGUGAGCUGACAUCUUGGUUUGGACAUACACAACCAAGUGCUGGGGUUGGGAAGGAAACUCGUCUAUACAUAACUAUAGAUCCUCCUCCUACAUACCUCAAACAAAGAAGUAAAAUUUUCAAAACAAGCCAAUGUGUUCCUUUG
This is a messenger RNA of Neurospora crassa OR74A, 3781 nucleotides long. RefSeq lists its product as hypothetical. The record is from RefSeq and is a predicted model, not a curated record. The transcript has a single exon. Bases 849 to 3092 code for a protein of 747 amino acids. NCBI's taxonomy places the organism in Eukaryota, Fungi, Ascomycota, Sordariomycetes, Sordariales, Sordariaceae.